GAUCCCUAGAAUCUUCUGUGAUGUCACCAGUGUUGUGGUGACACCAACUGCCUUUGGGAUAUUACUUCAGUUCCCUUUGGGUUCACAAACAGGCAUGUUUCGCCAGCCGCUCAGGCUAUUUCAGAAGGAAAGUGUUGAUCAAGGAGAGACCACACCAAGGCUGAAGGAAGAUGACCUCCUCUCAUCUUCCUUGGAAGGAAGGAAAUCAUUCUGGGGAAGGCUUGGUUUUGGUAGGAAGGCACCAUCCCAAAAUGUCAGUAAGCAAGAGGAGCGUCUAAAGGAACUGGAAGAACUCAAAUUUGAAAUGCAGAAGUGUCAAUUCGAGAGGGAUGAACUUUAUCAAAUCCUGGACCUUUAUAUCUAUGAUGAUUGGGACCACAGGCUGGAUGUCGAAUUGCCAAUACUUCAAUCCGAACAUGAGAUGAGAAUGAUGGCUAUGCAAAUGAUGACCAGUUCAAUAAGUGAGGCCAUGGAGAGGUACAAGGAGCUCAUACAAGUGAACAGUUCAUACCGCAUCAGGCAAUCCCAGCUCCUGCGUGAACAAGCUCAAUUGAAGAACAAUAUACAGAUUUUGCUGAAUGAGAAGAGAGAACUGCUGGUGGAGCAGACUGAACUGCCAGCAUCCUCUGUGGAGGCAAAGAGGCUCUGUGAAGAGGCCGGAAUGAACAUCUGUGUCCCCAGUGCAAAGGAACAGCAGGUCUGAAAUUCUCCAGGAGAAACUCGAACAAGACACAGACCAGAGCAAGAUCUCCCUUGGAGAGAAGUGCUACAGGAGGAGAACUAAGUGUGCACAGCAAAUACACCACUAUGCGUCUCAUCUGUAAUGUCCAUAGCAAUUCUGGACUGCAUUUUCCUCCUUUAGUUUGAUUUCUUUGGAUUGAAUAGGCCGUACUUUCACCUCCCCUCCCUCCAGCAAGUGUACACUUUUGGAGGGACUCAGAUAAGUGUUAAUGCACAUCAAUCAAGAGCUGCUGGUCAUCCAGAAAGACUGUGGAUGUGUAAAUUUGUACUUGUCCUGAUGGGUCAUGCAGAAGAUUUUCAUGGAGAUCAGUUCACAACAUUGGAAAGACUUUGAGACAAAGUCUGUAAUAUCAUUUCUACUCAGUAUUGGAUGGCUUUGUCCUUAAUACCCCCACUCCAACAAAACAGACCUACUUCCACUCCUCUUGAAAACAUUAUUACCAUCAGUAACUGCUUGUCUACUAUGUCUCCAAGGAAAGACACAGGCUGUAAAUCUAUUCUGCAAAAGGAACAGCAAAAAAUGCUUAGCGCAGCUCCUCU
Molecule: messenger RNA, 1281 nt
Organism: Rattus norvegicus (Norway rat)
Lineage: Eukaryota; Metazoa; Chordata; Mammalia; Rodentia; Muridae
Source: RefSeq, a predicted model, not a curated record